Eremomyces bilateralis CBS 781.70 is the source of this 1356-nucleotide messenger RNA. RefSeq lists its product as uncharacterized. The record is from RefSeq and is a predicted model, not a curated record. Bases 244 to 1182 code for a protein of 312 amino acids. The transcript has 3 exons. NCBI's taxonomy places the organism in Eukaryota, Fungi, Ascomycota, Dothideomycetes, Eremomycetales, Eremomycetaceae.
CUCACCGGUUCAAAUGUUUGACCCUCUCUCAUUCACUGCUUCGUCAAAUUUGUGCCGCUCCAAAUCCAUUUCCAUUCCGUAUUUGAUUGAGUCCGCUUGUCUAUGCAUGUCAUAUCCUCAUCAUAAUCCAAUAGGAUCCGGAUUUGAAGUGCACCAGACAUCUUCAUCGGUCCUGAGCGUCACACCAUCAGAACGUGCUCGCCCCAUUCGUUGCCUGUCGUGUGUCGCAUCGCGCCCUUUCUCAUGAUGCAUCUCUCACAUCUAUCGUCCUUCUCGCGUCAGAACCUGUUGCUCGAAUUCGCAAGCCUCAAGCACGCUCGUCCUGAUGGGGUCUAUCUCUCGCUAUCCCCUGGGGACGUUGCCCUAUGGUCUGGUGUUAUGUUCGUUCGAAAAGGUAAUCUCUCUCCACGGGCUGAAUUGGGCCGAGUAAUGGGAAUACAGCCUCUGAUUGGCAUCUCUUUCGAUUCAGGACCGUAUGCACCUGCCCUUCUCCGGUUCCAAAUAUCAUUUCCUCCCGACUUCCCCCGCUCGGCUCCGCUGUUGACCUUCUCUACGGAUGUAUUCCACCCACUGCUAACCCCCUUGACCACCUACACCUACUCGGCAAGGGAUACAGACACGGUAAGCUCGGGGGAUACGGAGAGGCUCCCUCCCGGGGGGUUCAGUCUCCGUUACGGAUUUCCGCAAUGGUAUGACCGUACAGGGUCGGCAGAAGCAGGACCUGUCACCGUGUACGAGCUGUUGCGAUAUGUCCAGUCUGCAUUCACGGACGAAAGUGUAUUAGACUCGUUGCCACUUGAUUGUGUAGCUAAUCCCAGUGCAUACCAUGCAUGGCGAACUCACCAUGCCCAACAAGAACAUCAAGAUGGGGGUAUGGAAAAAUAUACCCAAACUGGAGCAGUCUCUCUUCAUGGAUCUCCGCAGAGUAAAGAAAUGGGAAAUGCCGAAGUUACGAGGGUAAGAAGGCCUGGCGAGUGGAAUUGGGAAGGAGUGUGGGAAGAAAGGGUCAGGAAGGGGAUUCAGACCAGCGUAUCUGACGUUGCCCUUUUCGGCGGCGCCUCUGGUCAAGAUGACAUUAUCCGAUUUAGCGAAGUGGAUGUAGAAACGGCAGCGAAAUUGUCGGAGGAUAUUCAACGACUCUUGGACUUCACCAAGGCGGGAAUGGCGAUUCAGACGGAGUAAUUCCACUGAAGUGUUAAACACCAUGAAGUCUGAGGCACUAGUAGUUGGUGCUUGCCUUCAUCCAUCGAUGGAGACCAACAACACUGGAUAUUUCCACCUGCACCUGAAACACGAACGUUGCUUGCUAAACACAAUGAUGGACGUCAUCCUCUGUGUCGUGCUAAAGCUUUUGAU